CACAUUCAAGACGGCCACACUCAAGGAGCGCAGCUCAUUUUUAUGUUCCAAUUAAGGCACUUGUGCAACGAGUGUGGGAUUGCGCCUCAUCUGCUGGCCAGCUCAAGAUGUCCAAAACUAAAGGAGCCGUGGAGGAGGAAGUCAAAUGGGACAACAAGAUCCAGUACAUGCUGACCUCCAUCGGCUUUGCGGUGGGAAUUGGGAACGUCUGGCGUUUUCCGUACUUGUGCCAAAUCUAUGGAGGAGGAGCGUUCCUCAUCCCCUACCUGUUAGCGCUGGCGUUUGAAGGUCUCCCACUGCUCUACCUGGAGAUGGCCAUAGGACAGAGGCUGCGCAAGGGAAGCAUCGGCGUCUGGAAGUCCAUUUCACCUUUUCUGGGUGGAGUCGGCAUCGGCUCCAUGGUUGUAUCUUUCUUGGUGUGCAUUUUCUACAACACCAUCCUGGCCUGGGUCUUCUGGUACUUUUUCAACUCCUUCCAGAACCCUCUCCCAUGGAGCCAGUGUCCACUCAACGUCAAUCGCACGGGCUUUGAUGCAGAAUGUGAGAAGAGCACUCCAGUCAAUUACUUCUGGUACCGUCAGACGCUGAACAUCACAACUGACAUCGAGACCAGUGGUUCUCUGCAGUGGUGGCUGGUGGUCUGCCUGGCCUGCGCCUGGUUGAUGAUCUAUAUUUGUUUCAUCAAAGGAAUCCAAUCCAUGGGAAAGGCAGUGUAUGUGACAACCACCCUGCCCUACGUGGUCCUGACCAUCUUUCUGAUCCGUGCCCUCACCCUGCCCGGAGCUAUAGAUGGACUGGUCUAUCUCUUCACUCCUGAUUGGGAGAUACUGAAGAACCCUCAGGUGUGGCUAGACGCCUCAACCCAGAUCUUCUUCUCUCUGUCAGUGGCCUUUGGAGGUCUGAUAGCAAUCUCCAGCUACGCUAAUGAAAAAAACAACUGUGAAAAGGAUGCAGUCCUUGUGGGGAUAAUAAACAGUGCCACGUCCCUUUAUGCAGCCAUCUCCAUCUUUUCCAUCCUGGGCUUUAAAGCCAACAAUGCCUUUAACACCUGUCUAAGAGAAAACAUCUUGACUUUGACCAACCACUUCGAGUUUUCCGACCACAAUAUAACAACCGAGAACUACGACCAGUGGGUUGAGUAUCUAAAUUGGACCAGUCCUGUUGAGCUCUCUAGCCUGCAAUUGCGAGACUGCAACCUGAAGACAUUCCUGGACCAGAGCGCUUCAGGAACCGGCCUGGCUUUUAUCGUGUUCACCGAAGCAGUGCUGGAGAUGCCCGGAUCACAGUUAUGGGCCAUAUUGUUUUUCCUGAUGCUCUUCAGCUUAGGCCUGUCCUCCAUGUUUGGCAAUGUCGAAGGAGUCCUGAAACCCUUUGCUGACCUCCACCUGUUGCCUAAGUCAGUGCCCAAUGAACUUGUGACAGGGUUCUUCUGUUUGAUUUCCUUUUCCAUUUCUCUCAUCUUCACCAUGGGCUCUGGGAACUACUGGGUGGAGGUCUUCAACAGCUAUGUGGGCUCCGUCCCCCUACUCAUUAUCGCAUUUUUCGAGACUAUCGGAGUCGUUUACAUUUACGGGAUGAAAAAUUUCAGUGAAGACAUCCGUUUCAUGACUGGGAAGAGACCCAAUAUUUAUUGGAAGGUUUGUUGGACUGUAAUCAGUCCUCUGAUGCUCCUGGUGGUACUGGUAGCAUAUGUGGUCCUCCAAACUCAGAAACACCCCACAUACUUUGCAUGGAAUCAAGAUUAUGUGAGUAGAAAAUACAGGUUUUCAAUCACAUUUUACAACCCUGAUUCCAUACAAUUCUGUCCUUUUCUCUAGGAACUCUUUCCCAAAACCGAGGUGAAGCCCUACCCAGACUGGGUGUUUGCCAUCAUCAUCCUCCUUUGUGUAAUGCCGGUGAUUUCCAUCCCACUGGUGGCGCUCUACAAAG
Dunckerocampus dactyliophorus (ringed pipefish) is the source of this 1929-nucleotide messenger RNA. It is a transcript of the gene slc6a18, whose product is annotated as solute carrier family 6 member 18. Gene Ontology annotation, biological process: sodium ion transmembrane transport. Gene Ontology annotation, cellular component: plasma membrane. The record is from RefSeq and is a predicted model, not a curated record. NCBI's taxonomy places the organism in Eukaryota, Metazoa, Chordata, Actinopteri, Syngnathiformes, Syngnathidae. The transcript has 11 exons. The coding region runs from base 108 to 1817 and encodes 569 amino acids.